CUACACAAAUACACCCACACAGAUUCAUCUCAGAAGUUGUGGGGAGCACAACUGUGCUACUGAGUUUACAUUUUUGUAAAGCCUGCAUGUUAAGGAUUAUUGUAGAGAUUCCUUCAUUCCUCAGUGUUUAGGUUUUUUUCAUUCUUCUACUUCAUUUUUUUGGAGGCAACAAUUAGGAGAUGACUAGGAACAUGACUUUGUCUGGACUAUCGAUUUUUGUUCUGGCUUUAUUCUGCUUCUUUUCUGUCAGUAGCAGGCCGACAAGUGUCCACCUGCGUAACAUGGACAGCUUCAUCCGAGCUGUGCGGCAGGUUGAAGACUCCAACCGUGGUCUGUCCCCGCUGGCUCUGCUCAGGGCCCUGCGCAGGACUGCUGGCCAUGAUGAUGCGAUGACAAUCCAUUUCUUGGGUGCAUCGUAUAAUCUCACUGAUGCUGAGGUCCUAGAGACAGCCAUUCUCAAUGCCUCGUCCUUCAGCUUUUUUGACAAGGCUAUCCACCACAUUGUGACAGACCAUGGAGAGGAAAGAGGGGUGAUUCUCGCUCCAGAUGGCACCACGGUAGCUCUUGCGCCUUUACUGCUAGGAAUCGAGCUAGGACUGAAAGCAAAGAUGGAGGGGACGCCAGCUGCGGGAAUCUUCCCUCUCACCUUAGGCAGGACGCUGGGCCUGUCCUUCCUCAGCCUCCAGGACUUCACGCCAUCUCAUCGCCUGGGGCCUAACGGGUGCUGGGACAGUGUGGACCACCCUAAGAUGUUCAAGCUGUCUCGGCCUGCCACUCUGGCCACUGAUGCUGUGAUUAAUGGGGGCAUGGAUGGAGCUAUACUGGGCACGGACCUCAGCAACCUAAGUGGAUCUGCGCAGGCCCUCAGUGAGAUUUUGAAAGGAUACUAUAGUUUUACUUUGCAUGAGGGACAGGGUCUUGAUGCUGUGACCAGCCAUAUUAGUCCAAGGCGAAGGGAGCUCUCUAGAUCCAUUCUGGAGCCACUUGAUCUUUACAGCCAGGUGAUGGAGACACUAGCAUUGGUCUGGAAGUUGGAGAGGACAGAAUGGAUUGCUAUGGACACUGGAGUGGGGAAGGCGGUGAAGGAUGGAUUGCGGGCGUUCGUGCACAAGUACUGGGACUGCCCUCAAAUCAUCCCUCGCUGUCAGUGGGGGGCAAAAGCCUACCAGGGUACACCUAUCCCGCUGUCUCUGCCCCUCCAAUUUCUGUAUGUUCACCACACCUAUGAGCCAUCCUCGCCCUGUUUGUCCUUCCCAAAGUGCUCUAGCGACAUGAGAGCCAUGCAGCGUUUCCACCAGGAAGACCGUCGUUGGGGCGACAUAGGAUACAGCUUUGUGGUCGGCUCUGACGGCUACAUCUAUGAGGGCAGAGGUUGGAACCACCUCGGCACUCACACCAGGGGGCACAAUGACAUUGGGUAUGGCGUGUCUAUCAUUGGUAACUACACUGCCACCCUGCCGUCUCGCCAUGCAAUGGACCUGUUGCGCCAUCGUCUAGUGCAAUGUGCAGUAGAUGGAGGAGGACUGGCUUCAAACUUCACCCUCCAUGGCCACAGACAGGUGGUGAACUACACCUCCUGCCCUGGAGAUGCCUUCUUUUCAGAAAUAAGAAGCUGGGAACACUUCGGGGAAUGACAGGGAUUCUUAAACGCCGUUAAUGGUUCUUCAUGGAAAUGGAUUCCUCAAAAACAGAACAAUAAAGAGGCUGGCCAACUGUAAUAAAUAUGAUUGUUUCUAUUA
Messenger RNA from Seriola aureovittata, 1739 nucleotides. Its product is annotated as N-acetylmuramoyl-L-alanine amidase-like. Gene Ontology annotation, molecular function: peptidoglycan immune receptor activity; peptidoglycan binding; N-acetylmuramoyl-L-alanine amidase activity. The transcript has 5 exons. The record is from RefSeq and is a predicted model, not a curated record. Gene Ontology annotation, biological process: detection of bacterium; defense response to Gram-positive bacterium; peptidoglycan catabolic process. Bases 180 to 1634 code for a protein of 484 amino acids. NCBI's taxonomy places the organism in Eukaryota, Metazoa, Chordata, Actinopteri, Carangiformes, Carangidae.